AUGGAACGCAUCACAAAGCCUUGCUUUUUACAGCUUGAAACUGGUGGUUGUUGGUCACCCACUCGACCUUCCGUCUUUUUCGUCCUCCGCGCUGAUGGUACUCUGGAGAGCUGGGACCUCUUGGACAAGACCCACGAGCCAGCUUUGAUGCAGAACGUCUCGGCUUCCGCACUCACUUCAAUCGCCAUCAAAGUUGAAGGCAAGAAACAACUCAUGGCCGUCGGUGAUAUGCACGGAGCUCUCCGUGUGCUGAUUGUAAGUUUCAAGAGGACAAAACUAUAA
Molecule: messenger RNA, 282 nt
Organism: Dibothriocephalus latus
Lineage: Eukaryota; Metazoa; Platyhelminthes; Cestoda; Diphyllobothriidea; Diphyllobothriidae
Source: the annotation of a GenBank genome assembly